Molecule: messenger RNA, 1694 nt
Organism: Desarmillaria tabescens
Lineage: Eukaryota; Fungi; Basidiomycota; Agaricomycetes; Agaricales; Physalacriaceae
Exons: 9
Coding region: 282-1694 (470 amino acids)
Source: RefSeq, a predicted model, not a curated record
GUGACUUCGGAUACGGGAGCUGCCUCCGCCAUCUCUACCUUUACCGAGCGCUCCCUACUUGAUACUGUACUUCCGAAACUCCGACUUCAUGUGAACCUCCUUUGGAUGGAGCUCUUGAUCUGUGCUGUGAUUACUACCAUCAGUACUGGCGAUGAACACCCCAUACACAUCCUACACGCUACGAUCAUGAUAUCACCCACCCAUCGCGACCCACAUCCAAGGCCAAAAGGCGAAACGUUUGGUCUUCUUCCCAACGAUUGUUGCCUGCUCUCUUUCCUGCCAUGUCUCUCUCACUCUUUCGAAUGUGUAUAUUCGCAAUCAUCCUCCCUCUCGCGCUGUCCCUAAAUAUUUCGCUGGAUGGCCCCGCAGUAUUGUUCCAGAGGACUCCUAUAAACUUGCACUGGACGUCAGGAGACCCUGAUAAAUUCAAUCUUGGUGUAUACCAGGGAAAAUUGACCGAGGACGUACCAAAUCACCACUUAUUACACGUUCCCGUGAACCAAGUCGUGACACAUUUCACACAAUACAAAGUCGUCUAUAUGACCUUCAAUAUCUCUUCGCCGAGCCCUGUUGUGAAGGACUAUAUUCUGCUGGCUUGGAUCAACGGACACCAUAACAAUUAUGCUAAUAGCUCCUGGUUUACGGUGGAAUUAAACACGACUCCAACACUUAUUUCCACCUCAACAAUCCUCGGUACAACUGUUACAGCCAGUACCUCUUUGGCAACAACAGAAUUAGAUCCUCAGGCAGGACAAACAACAACGGCAUCGGCAUCCAGUGCGCAGACUAAACCCAGUUCACAUACGGGGGCUAUCGUAGGUGGCGUCCUCGGCUCACUUGCGCUUUUGUCUAUCAUAUCAGGUCUCGCACUCUUCAUGCUGCGCAAGCGACGAAGAUCGAGAAAUUCAGCGCCGUCGCGUGUUUUUUGGAAGUAUCUGGAUGAGAAGAAGGGUCCACCGAGCUCUGAGCCUCUUCAGUAUCCUUCGCCUACAUAUUCCCCAGCUGUACGAGUCCGCCCGCUGUCCCUUGGACCAGAAGAUUACUAUCACAGGAUAAACUAUCGUGACAAUCUAUCAAUUCCGAGUCCGUUCCCUGAGCCCCGGUCGGCAGCCGGUGAUGAUUCGAGUGUGACUGAGACAACUUUGAGAGCGCUAAUGAGGCUGACGGUAGUAACCCCUGCCAAUGCCAAUGGUUCACUUCACCUCCCUCUCUCGCGGCAAGCAAGUUUACUUGCACCGGGUGCGGGCAUGGUAUUCACUCGCAUGCCGACUACGUAUCAAAGAUGGUUCAUUUUUGCUCCCCGACCCACUGUGCUGCCUAUGUCCAAGAGCCAUAGACCCAUGCAGAACCCUUAUCGCAUCCCUGAGGCUCAGGCUCUGAUGGAGCAGUUAUCAGACCAAGAGGUCGCCAUGCGCAACGCUCAGCUUAGAAAGAGCCAACUUCCCUCCGGCGACGUGGCCAAACCCCUUCCAUCCAUCAGCGCUACUCCUGCUCCUGCUACUGCAACUGAUCAACCGGAUGCCACUCAAAUCAAAGCUGAUGUUGAGCUUGAGAAAGAUGCGACCUUCAUCCAGAGUCAGAUGAACGAUUCUGGCUCAGUAAACGGAAGGUCUGGCCAAUACUCCUUGGUGGGAACAUCCGGUCAACAUGAAGAGAGCGACGUUGGAUGCGUGAGACUGCUCGGGCGGCUCUGA